Molecule: messenger RNA, 2449 nt
Organism: Trichogramma pretiosum
Lineage: Eukaryota; Metazoa; Arthropoda; Insecta; Hymenoptera; Trichogrammatidae
Gene: Hsp60A
Product: 60 kDa heat shock protein, mitochondrial
Exons: 5
Coding region: 420-2135 (571 amino acids)
Biological process (GO): mitochondrial unfolded protein response; protein refolding; protein import into mitochondrial intermembrane space
Cellular component (GO): mitochondrial matrix; mitochondrial inner membrane
Molecular function (GO): ATP-dependent protein folding chaperone; ATP binding; protein-folding chaperone binding
Source: RefSeq, a predicted model, not a curated record
AUAAUAUUCAAAUUUCUCAUGGAUUCUUAACAAACAAUUGGGAGGCAUUUUUUCUCAAUUUUUUCGAUAAGACGGUCAGAUCGAUCGAGGUUCUAGAAGUUUUCGGGUUUCCAGAACUUUGCCGGCAUACAAUAUACACGAUAAAGAAGCAGACAUCUACAUACAACACUUUCUGGAUGAUUCGGUCAAGACCCCCCAGACCGCAGUGGGGACAGUGACGAAGACUAUUCCAACACGCAACGCAGCGCAACGCGCACGCGAGAGAUCUAAUUCCACGUCUGCCCGCUCGUAUCGGUAUACCUCACUCAUUUUAGUAGAAGGAACUGGCAUUGCAACUUCACUUCGGAGUCUGCAGACGAGAAUAAUUUUGGAAUUUAUCAUAAAUUUUAUUACCGAGAAAGGAAAAAACAUUUUACAAGAUGUUCAGACUACCCACACUUCUUCGCUCGGUUGCUCUCCGAAAGGUGCAACUUCAAGCUGGCUAUGCCAAGGAUGUGAGAUUUGGAGCAGAAGUUAGAGCUUUAAUGCUUCAAGGUGUUGACAUUUUGGCUGAUGCUGUAGCUGUGACUAUGGGUCCUAAGGGUCGCAAUGUCAUAUUAGAACAAAGUUGGGGCAGUCCUAAAAUCACCAAGGAUGGUGUUACAGUUGCUAAAGGUGUUGAACUAAAAGACAAAUUCCAAAACAUUGGAGCCAAACUUGUGCAAGAUGUGGCCAACAACACAAAUGAAGAAGCUGGUGAUGGUACUACAACCGCUACUGUCUUAGCUCGAGCCAUUGCCAAAGAAGGCUUUGAAAAGAUCAGCAAAGGUGCCAAUCCAAUUGAAAUCAGACGCGGAGUCAUGAUGGCAGUUGAAAAAAUUAAGGAAGAACUUAAAACUUUGAGUAAACCUGUUACAACACCAGAAGAAAUUGCACAAGUCGCUACCAUCUCAGCCAAUGGUGAUUUAGCAAUUGGAAAUCUGAUUUCUGAUGCUAUGAGGAAAGUUGGAAAGGAAGGUGUAAUUACAGUUAAAGACGGAAAAACCUUGAAUGAUGAGCUUGAGAUCAUUGAAGGAAUGAAAUUUGACCGUGGAUAUAUUUCACCUUACUUCAUCAAUUCCUCCAAAGGAGCCAAAGUUGAAUUCCAAGAUGCUUUACUCUUAUUCAGCGACAAAAAAAUCUCUUCGGUCCAAAGCAUAAUCCCUGCUCUUGAACUUGCUAAUUCUCAGCGUAAACCACUUGUCAUCAUUGCUGAAGAUAUUGAUGGAGAAGCUCUUUCUACUUUGGUCGUCAAUAGAUUAAAGAUCGGUCUCCAAGUAGCUGCUGUCAAAGCUCCAGGCUUUGGAGACAACCGAAAGGCUACCAUGCAAGAUAUGGCUAUUGCCACCGGUGGUAUUGUCUUUGGAGAUGAUGCUGAUAUGGUGAAAAUUGAAGAUGUUCAACCCACUGACUUAGGUCAAGUUGGAGAAGUUGUCAUUACGAAAGAUGAUUGUCUUCUGUUGAAAGGAAAGGGUAAGAAGACUGACAUUGACAGAAGAUCUGAUCAACUCCGUGAUCAAAUUGAAAAUACAACUUCCGAUUAUGAAAAAGAAAAAUUGCAAGAGCGUCUUGCUAGAUUAGCAUCUGGCGUAGCUGUAUUGAGAGUAGGUGGAAGCAGCGAAGUUGAAGUCAAUGAGAAGAAAGAUAGAGUUCAUGAUGCUCUUAAUGCUACUAGGGCUGCAGUAGAAGAAGGCAUUGUCCCCGGAGGUGGUACUGCCUUGUUGAGAUGUGCGCCGUCUCUGAAAACUCUUUCACCAUCAAAUGAGGAUCAAAAGACUGGCAUCAACAUUGUAGCAAAUGCUCUUCGCAUGCCUUGCCAACAAAUCGCUCAGAACGCUGGCGUUGAUGGUAGCGUGGUAGUAGCCAAAGUCUCAGAAGGUACACUGGGCUAUGACGCAUUAAACAAUGAGUAUGUUGACAUGAUCGAGAAGGGAAUCAUUGAUCCUACUAAGGUAGUACGUACUGCUCUGACCGAUGCUGCUGGUGUUGCUUCUCUCCUCACGACUGCCGAAGCCGUUGUUACCGAAUUACCUAAAGAAGAAAGCCCAAUGCCAGGCGGUGGUAUGGGCGGCAUGGGUGGUAUGGGUGGCAUGGGUGGCAUGGGUGGUAUGAUGUAAAUUUUAGAAACCUUGUAAAAUGUUUACACCUAAGACUGACAAGUUUGUAAAAAUGUUACCCAAAAAGCAUUGAUUUAUAAUUAUUAUGAAUCGUUCAGUUUUUGAUAUUCUUAUGACUCCUAAAGAGAUAUUCCUCAUUGAUAGCUUUUAUUGUUUGUUAAUAAGCAAUCUUUACGGCACAAUAGUGUUGCAAGAAUUAAAAUACUUUUAAUUGAAUAUUUGAAGCUUUGUGUAAGUUUCACAGUUCAGAAAUUACAUCAUAUAGUUCUUGUUUCAUAUUUAUUACUUAGUAAUUAGUAUUGAAUGAAAUUUUU